Aphis gossypii (cotton aphid) is the source of this 1259-nucleotide messenger RNA. RefSeq names its product protein sarah (gene sra). The transcript has 5 exons. Gene Ontology annotation, cellular component: nucleus; cytoplasm. Bases 450 to 1130 code for a protein of 226 amino acids. The record is from RefSeq and is a predicted model, not a curated record. Gene Ontology annotation, biological process: calcium-mediated signaling. Gene Ontology annotation, molecular function: calcium-dependent protein serine/threonine phosphatase regulator activity; nucleic acid binding. NCBI's taxonomy places the organism in Eukaryota, Metazoa, Arthropoda, Insecta, Hemiptera, Aphididae.
UCUCGAUUUCAAGUGAUUCGUGGUAUACAUAAAUAAGUUCACUGUUCAGCAUCAGCUCUAGCUACAAGUUUUGUUGUCUUCUUUAACAAUAACUAAUUUAUUUUCAUAUUACUUAUCUGGGGCAUCUGGCCUAAACCUCUGCUGGACAGUGGACGUGUCUGGUAGACGUCUCAUCGGCCAUCAUUAAUCACCACUGACCGCGAAAGUUUCGGAUUACAGUAGUGUCCUGUUACAUGGCACUGAUAAAUGACAUUUCACAUAAUAAUUAAUAACAGUGUUAUUGUAAAUUGUAUGCGAACGGUGUAAUUUAAAAUUGAAAUACUCGUUGAAAUACCUCUCAUACAAUAAAGUUUACUACUGACUUUCAGUUCAAAAUUAUAAUGUUUGUUUAAAAACAGUAAUCAUAAUAUACUUAAGCCGUAACUUCUAGUUGACUUGCGAAUACCACGAUGGUGGACGAACAAAAAGAACUCCAGGAUCAAGAGAUUAUUGUUAACGAAGUCGAUGGAUUGCCGAGUUUACUUGAUGACAAAAAUGAUUUAUACAAAGCUGUGACCUCUGAACAAUCGUCUUUAGAUGAUUUAAACGAUGAAGAUUUGCCCACAUCUUUAAUUGUUACUAAUGUUGAUCCUGCAAUUUUUAAGGAUGAUGAUCUUAAGAAAGAAAUGGAAAUGUUGUUUAGUCGUUUUGGGGAAAUAAUUUCCGUUCAAUAUUUCCGUAGCUUCAAGCGUUUAAGGGUUAACUAUGGUACUUCAGUAUCUGCUGCCAAUGCCAGAAUUCAGAUGCAUCAAAUAAGGUUUUAUGACACAAUAAUCAAUUGUUACUUUGCACAGCCUGUUACACCAAUUGAUGCGGCAGAUCAACACUUACAAUUACCAGCUCCAGUAAAACAGUUUUUAAUAUCACCUCCAGCAUCACCUCCAGAAGGUUGGGUACCUAGAGCUGAAGGCGAGCCUCUUAUAAAUUAUGAUUUACUUGCUGCUAUAGCAAGCCUCACGCCCGGUCAACCCCAUGAAAUCCAUGCUGCAACCGAUACUCUACCAGGCAUUGUUUUACAUGUGGCUGAAGGACAUGAAAAUACUAAAACAUCCGUUUCUACUAUUCCUCAUACAAGGCUACCAGAAAAAUAAAAUGGUGUUUUUUUUAAUCUGUGUUAUUUUCUUAUUAGAUAUCUAUGUAUGUUUAAAGAUAUUUUGUGUAUUUUAUUUAAUAUUUUAAAUACUUAUCAUUAUAAUUAAUAUAAACUAUCGUAUUUUUAA